This is a messenger RNA of Styela clava, 4337 nucleotides long. Its product is annotated as leucine-rich repeat-containing protein 31-like. The record is from RefSeq and is a predicted model, not a curated record. NCBI's taxonomy places the organism in Eukaryota, Metazoa, Chordata, Ascidiacea, Stolidobranchia, Styelidae.
AAGCACGUUCAAGUGCACUUACUUAGGAAUAAGAAGAACUCAAUUUAUAAAAAAAAAUAGGGAAAAAUAGAGUGCGAAGAGCCACUGAAAUCACACAGAUUAAAGCGAGCAUUGGCACAAGUACAUGUUGAUGCAAGACUUGAAACAGUUGAAGUCAUUACGAUCGCUACAUUACGCUAUGAGUUGUUAAUUCCUUAAUAUAUUCUGAAAAUUUUGAUAAAAAUAUUUCUUGGUUUUGAAGGUUAACAGCCAGCCGAAAGUCUUUUUUUUGGUGGGGCGUAACCAAAACGUCCAUAAGCUAAUGUCAGCUACAAAAACUCUUAUAUGUUCACAGCGAGAUAAUAUUUUACUAGUUGCAGUUUGCAGUCCGGAUGCUCUUUAUUAUAUUAGUUUCCAAUUAUGGCCAAGUAGAUUAAAAAGAGUUGUGGGAUCUUUGGACAGAAUGUGACAGGAAUAAUCCAGAGAAGGACGUAGGCCUAUCACUUAAUUGUACAAAUGACGUAGGCCCUAACGAGAAAGAUGCCUGUCGCUACGGUAGAAAGAUCCAACGUUCUCGCGUAACCAAAGAAUAUGUACAAUAUCAUUCAUAAAUAAUAAUCAGGUUAAAUAUUAGGACAUAACAAGCAUAUCAAGCAAGUGAGAGUUAAUUUUCCAAAGUUCUUACCUGAAAAGGCCCCUAUAAUCGGUCCAUCAUAAAUAUAGGUCGGCAAAACAGUUUAAACAUGCUAUCCUGUAUUUGGAAACCCGUUUCUAAUGGAUUUGGCUGCUUGGAACUUAACACUGAUACAGCGAUGAAGAAUGGUGAUAUUAGCAGUAUCUACACAUGGUGCAAAUGACAUUAUCUGGAAGUUGAAAAUUGAAUUGAAGAUUAUCUGGAUUGAAAUUGAAUGUAGAUUAGACUUUCAGAAGAAAUAGGUAAUGUCUGGAAGCGGAUGGAAGACUAUCAAGAACCAUUGUGGCGAUGACGUUGUUUUCGCAAAUGAUUUUCUGAUGACAAACAAUUUACCAUGUAAUAUAUAAUUCAAUUUAAUGCAUAAUUCCGUUGCGAAAGAUCCUAUAAAAAACUUCAAAAUAUUCAAACAAACUGACUCAGACGCCCAAACCAAUUUAAUGUGCAUUAAUAACAGUUAACGAAUGAAAUAUGGAAUGGUUUCAACGAAAGAGGCGAUCAGAUUCGAGAUAAACAGUAAUGAUACUGAUAUACGUGUUUCAGGCCAUUUGUUGAUGAUAGACGGAAUGCUAUUUGGACGAUAUCUACCGAGAAUCAUGAUAUCGCCUUCGUUUUUAAUUAAAUGUCAAAACAACGGGGGAGGAACUGGCCUGAAGCAAGUGCACAGAACUAAACAAGACUCAAUUCAAAUCAAAGCCGGUACGUUACUUCAAAUCAAGGCUGUAUUUGUUGAAAAAUGAUUUCACGAAUAAAGCGUCUUCAUCCUGAGAGCAAUUUAUUUUUUCCAUCCUAAUAAUUAGAGGUGGAAUCCCAAAUUUACCUAGGACUGAUAAUGAAAUAUGGCGGAUAAAUUUUUCCAAUGAGAUUAAAUCUCUCUUUUUAGACUUGUGUGUCGUGAAAUGGACAGGCAAGAAAUGAAAUACUAUGCCAUAAAUUUUGGUAGAAAUCGAAAAACGAAUACUAGUGAACGGACAGAAAUUUAUAGUUAAUAUCGAGAAGCGCCGAGCUUGUCCUUUAAUGUGUUUUCAGUACUGAUUUCAACUUUAUCAUUUAGUAAUAUUAUUCUUAUGAUAUUCUCAAACAUCAAAAUAAAAUAUUGAAUACAGCACUGUUCUUAUAUAAACUAAUAAAAAGAAAUGGGAUUUUGUAUAGGCUAUGCAUAAAAUUGUAUCGCAGGUGCGAUAUGUGUCGGACUUGAUAUUAUAGCGCGACGACUUGUGAAUUGAUAUGAAAAUACAAUGCUCUUUUCAAUUCAAUGAGAAGUCAAUGUGUAAUGUGUACAAAUAAAAUAAUGCUAUACCAUUAUUAUUUCAGUGUUUAACUCGUUUGGAGAUAUCUACUUAUAGUAAUAAUAGUGAAUAGAUAUCUUCAAAAAAUGAAAUAAUUUGAUUGCCGCUGGAUAUUAGACAAUCAAAUGAAUUAUCAAGUCAUUCAUAUUCGACUUAAUUAAGACUGGCAAGGAAGCUCAAUUUUAUUCUUCUAAAUAAAAAAAACUAAUGGGAAACAUGAAGACUGAUAUACAGACUACAUAUUGUUUAACACCAAGUCAUCAUUUUCAACAAACUCACGGGGAUCAGAAAAUUAUGAGUUUUAAAUUACCCCAGUUUAAAUCAAACAAAGUGACAACAAUGAACGAAAGCAAAAAAAAGACAAUUUUUCCAGAAAUGAAUCAGGAACAAAAAGUGGAUAUGAUGGAAAGAAACAACUUUCGUUCUCAAAUAAAAAAGAUAAAAAUACAGCACAAACCUAUUAAUGACGACGAAGUUUCGAGAUUUUUGUCGCAAAUCAAAAAUGAAAGUAGUGAUUGGAAACUUUCAUCUGUAGUUGAACUUGAAUUCCGUGACUGCGAUCUUACCCCCGGAUCAAUUUCUAUCUUCAUAGACAAUUUGGAUGAGGAUACCAAAGUUGGGACACUGAACGUCACUGGAACAACUAAAGUUGAUGUUUUGAUAACAAAAAUAUACGAGCUCGUUGAAAAGUUUGGCACUGAAUAUCUCAAUCUCGAAGAAAACGAAACUGAGCCGGAUUUUCUGAAAGAUUUGUGGCGACUUCUAUCCAAGCACAAGGAUAAUACUCUACGUGGUCUUGACCUAAGUUACAAUGAACAUCUGGACUUUGAUUCUCUGGGGAAAAUUAUCAACUCAUCGGAACUUUUGCAAUUGAAACUGGUUGGCUGUGGUUUAGAUACCAAUAUGCUCGAAAACUUACAGGGAACAGUUACUCAGGAGCAGAGUCAGGUUAAUGACUUGGACGUUAGCUACAAUAUCGAUCUUAUCUCUGAAGAUAUAAUCAUGUUACCGAGUAUUCUCGGAAAUGGUCCAAUUCUGAAGUUGACGAUGUGCGGAUGCGAUCUUUCGGAAGAUGAUGUUGAAGGAUUCAAGGAUCCUGUUUACGACAAUCUGGAGGUUGAAUUUUUGGAUGUAAGUUACAAUUCUUCUCUUGGCCCUGACGGAGUUUCGAUUGUCGGAGAAUCUGUAAAAAGGAUGAAAUGCAAAAAUCUUGGUUUAUCUGGAUGCUCGUUAGACGAAGAAUGUGUUGAUUCAUUGAGGACUUCCUUGUGUGAUCACAAGCUGAAGCAAUUGGAUAUUAGCGACAAUCCUGAACUAGGACGCUGCGUUGGCAAAGUUGUCUCCUUGGUGAAAGAAACAGAAAUCAAGUCUCUUAAACUAAGCGACUGCCAAAUCACUUCUAAACAAGUUUUGAGUCUUUCUGAAGAGUUAAAAAAGCAAAAGGUCGUACUCGAAGAAUUGAAUUUGAGCGAUAUGAGAUCCCGUCCUGGUACCGAUUAUAUGUCUUCUCUGGGAAAACUCCUUAAUUCUGUGGAAAAGAAACUUAUUAUUUGCUUUCCACAAAGUUCGACUGAUAUCCUUCGAAACUAUAUUCAAGGAAUUUUGAAAACAGAGGAUAAAAACCUCAGCAUUGUAUAUGAAUACGACCAAGGCCACAAGGAAAAAGAAAUUGGUUGUAUGAAAAUAAGUUGCUGAUAUUCCCUGAAUACCAGGACUGUUCAACUUUGUAAAAAAGCAUCAUCUGUAACAAAAGUUUCUGAAAAGCAGUAAUAAUAUGUUUUGGAGCUAUUUUCAAAUUCUAUAGUUCUAUUCUAAUAUGUAAUUCCAUCGUUGUUUUUUUCGUGAAUAGUCAUUCUGUACUGCCGGUGGCUAACGUCAGGUUGACAACUUGGAUACGCGAACUUAGGACAAAACUCUUGUCUGUCACAACUCGAAUCAGACUCCACCAAACAAACCAACCAAGCAACAUUGAAUGUGUAGUCGAAUCUAAUCUCUACAAGUUUAAAUUAGUGAUGUUUUAGUUAUCAGCAACCGGAGCCGUUUCCAAACCUCCCCCGCCCAUCUCUCGCGACCAUAGAGCCACCGUCACAAUGGCGAAAUACUAGCAAAAUCCUGCAGCCAAAUAUACGAUGUCAUAAUAACGUGUUUCCACUUUGCGAAAUAUUUCUAAUUGAUAGCCACGGAAAAGUAGAAUUAAAAAUUGAAAGUUAUUAUGUAGCAUUUGAUCCCAAAAACCUUUUUUGACUAAAGAGGAAUUUAACAAAAUACAUUUAAUACAAAAAAUAACGUAAAUUUUACAAAAUAAAAUCGAAAAAUAGUUAAAUUGACACUAAAUUUGAACAAGAUUCGCCUUUGGGGCUAAAAAAAGUAUUUUAGAU